This is a messenger RNA of Ceraceosorus bombacis, 542 nucleotides long. The record is from the annotation of a GenBank genome assembly. NCBI's taxonomy places the organism in Eukaryota, Fungi, Basidiomycota, Exobasidiomycetes, Ceraceosorales, Ceraceosoraceae.
AUGGCGCCGCUUCCAGGUGCGUGCCAAGAGUGGUGUUGAUGUCGUCCAGUCUAUCACUCUGACGCACCUCUGCACUCCUGCAGAUCAAGUCGGCUCGCUUCUCUUUUGUCCUGCCUGUGGAAGUCUCUUGGACGUGCCUGCCGACGAGGAUGUGGUGCGCUGCACUCCCUGCGGAGGAGUGGUGGAUGCCAAAGUGUACGACAAUCUCUCCAUCGUCACCAAAUCCGCGCCCAACGCUUUUCCCUCGGCAUUGAGGCAAAAGCGGACGUUGGUGCAUAGUGUGGACCCAGCCGAGGCGGGCAAGAGGGCAGAGGAUGCUACGAUCAAGGAGAAAUGUCCAAAUUGCGGCAAUGAGGAGAUGAGGUUUCACACGCUGCAAAUGAGGAGCGCGGAUGAAGGAAGCACAAUUUUUUACACUUGUCCCAGAUGCGCUUACAAGUUCAGCCAGUGAGUCUGGAGUGAGGGAGCCGUACCGCGUAGGCUGCAAUGCUGACGUGCCCCUUUACUCCCUCAUCAUCCCCUUCACGUGCAGAAACAACUGA